AUGACAUCGACCCAGUUUGUGUUUAGUGUCGAUAUGAACUGGCAUUCCAUAGUUUCGUUUUUCCGUGGCAAACACCAAUCGACAACAGCAUCAGCAUCCCCAUGGUUGUUAACAAUCAAUGGGUUAUUCCUCUCCACCAUUACGCUUGCUUCGUAUGGACUGUGUCGCGUCCUUGGCAUUAUUUGCUUCGGUUACAAUUGCAAUAGUGACAGGGUGGAAACUAAGCGACUGGCUGUAGCAUAUAGUGUCACUAUGCUGCUGAUAGCCGGAACAUACACGCCAAUUGCCUUGCAAAUUCUCUACGCCGACAUGGUGUUCCUGCGUCAAAAUGACCUUCUAACAUAUGUGGGCUACAUUCGCUAUGGCGUCAUGUUGACCUGUGCCCUGGCCACGCUGCUCAUGCAGGUGAUCUACAGGCACGCCAUUGUAGCCAGUGUCAAUCAGAUGUUGCAUUUGUGGAGUUUCCUCUUGGACAAGCCGAACAUCGUAAAUGGCUACGUUACAUGGAAGGUGGUGAGCAAAUGCUCGACGGCGCUGCUGCAAGUCCUUUGGAUCGUCUUCUUAAUUGAGAAGGAUAAUGCUAUGUCGAACCCGUGGUACCUGGCCACGCUCUUUUUCGUCCACUAUUGCCUGUUGGUCUUGCAGAUGACCUUGAACAUGCUGUAUUUCGGUGUUCUACUGAUAACAUUGCAAAUACAACAACUCAAUGCGAAGCUUAUCGGUCUGCUACUGCAACUGAGAUCACUGCCCCAUCACAGAGGUGGCCUAGGUUCGCGCUUCCGUAGCCAUCUGCUCCACCGUGUAGGCCAAUUGAUGCACACGCAUUUCACGUUGGUCAAACUGAGCAUAUCUUACGUGCGAUUAUAUGGCUUGCAGUUGCUAGGCUUCCUGAUGUCAGUGUUAAUGGAAUGCAUCACUCAGAUAUUCAUCAUGUACUUUGUACCAAUCGAGAUGUGGCGCCAGGAGCGCAAAGGCAAGCAAGUGGGGGCAAGACAACGUCCCCUCCCCAUCAACCCCUACGCUGUACUGUAUGUUUUGGGACUGUUGUGGGACAUGUUCCUUGUCGUCGUGAUGUUGGACAACAUGCGUCUGCAAUUCUUGCAUACCCGUCAUCUGUACACAUCCAGCAUUUGGCUGAAAGCACUGACAUCUUCGGCGAACCUUCGUUUGGAGGGCUGUGUAAGUUAA
Musca vetustissima is the source of this 1188-nucleotide messenger RNA. RefSeq names its product putative gustatory receptor 77a (gene Gr77a). Lineage: Eukaryota; Metazoa; Arthropoda; Insecta; Diptera; Muscidae. The transcript has a single exon. The record is from RefSeq and is a predicted model, not a curated record. Gene Ontology annotation, biological process: sensory perception of taste. Gene Ontology annotation, cellular component: membrane. Bases 1 to 1188 code for a protein of 395 amino acids.